Messenger RNA from Sander lucioperca (pikeperch), 1083 nucleotides. RefSeq names its product VPS29 retromer complex component (gene vps29). The transcript is spliced from 4 exons. The record is from RefSeq and is a predicted model, not a curated record. Gene Ontology annotation, cellular component: endosome; retromer complex. Lineage: Eukaryota; Metazoa; Chordata; Actinopteri; Perciformes; Percidae. Gene Ontology annotation, biological process: intracellular protein transport; retrograde transport, endosome to Golgi. Bases 127 to 675 code for a protein of 182 amino acids.
AAAGGAAGUAUUGUAUCUUACGCAUACCAGAGAAACAUUCUCUUCUCUCAUUGGCUGACGGCUUGACGCUGUACGUGGUGCGUAGGCGCUUCCUCAACUUGACUAGCAGAAACAGCUAAAUAGAAGAUGUUGGUCCUGGUGUUAGGUGACCUGCACAUCCCCCACCGGUGCAACACCCUGCCAGCCAAGUUCAAGAAGCUGUUGGUCCCGGGGAAGAUCCAGCACAUUCUCUGCACAGGCAAUCUAUGCACCAAGGAGAGCUAUGACUACCUGAAGACUCUCGCUGGAGACGUUCACAUAGUCCGAGGAGAUUUCGACGAGAACCUGAACUACCCGGAGCAGAAGGUAGUGACAGUGGGCCAGUUUAAGAUCGGUCUCAUCCACGGCCACCAGGUGAUCCCCUGGGGCGACAUGGCCAGUCUGGCGCUGCUCCAGAGACAGCUGGAUGUCGACAUCCUCAUCUCUGGGCACACGCACAAGUUCGAGGCAUUCGAGAACGAAAACAAGUUCUACAUCAACCCUGGUUCGGCCACAGGAGCCUACAGCGCACUGGAAAGCAACAUCAUCCCCUCUUUUGUAUUAAUGGACAUCCAGGCGUCUACAGUGGUGACGUACGUUUAUCAGCUGAUCGGUGACGACGUCAAGGUGGAGAGAAUCGAGUACAAGAAAUCUUAAAAGGACGGCAGGAGGAGGAGGAGGAGGAGGAGGAGGGGUUGGGUUUGCGUGGCUCAGUGUAUCAGUUCAUUCCUUUUCCACCAAGGGGCAGCAUCUCCCCUGCAGUCACCAAAAUGUUAAUGCUGUAACAAGCUGUGCAGUAACUUAACUCUAAAAGAAACCUGUAUUAUAUUGUUUAUAAGUCAUCAGCAUUUGCUUGUGUCCAAGCUGUCAUUUGGUAACUGUAGAGAAUGCAAUAAUAAGUCACAUGUAUUUGUUAUCAAAAAGAAAUAUUUGGUGCCAUUUUUCUUCUUUUUUUUUGUUUUGUCAUCAUCGCCCUCGUCAUGUCCUGUAAGCAACAGACCUUUAGCUUCACGUAGUCUGCCUUUUUUCAUUCAUUUCCCACAAUAAAGAUCUAAUUUCACUCCA